UUCAUCUAACCAGAAACAAUCCAUUUCCAUUCCAAUUCUGCCAUGGAUUCAGAUUCUGUUAACAAAAUCUCAAAGGCAUCAGUUAGCCUUAAUUUGAAUGAUCAAAGUAACUCAAAAAGAAGAAAGCAGCCCAAGUGGUUCAUUACUUUAAUCAUCUUUUUCAUUCUCAUCAUCGUCGCCAUCAUCUCUGUUUUAACGAUGAUUAAGCGAGAUUACGAAUCUGAAUUACCUGCCAAUAACCCAGAAAAGGCAAUCAAAUCCAUUUGCUCGCCGACUCCGUACUACCAGACAUGCUUUAACUACAUGUCUAAUUCCCUCUACAAAAAUAAAAAAUUAGGAUCAACAAAAAUCAACUCAUAUCAAAUAUUCUCCAUCUCACUUCAUACCGUAAUCGACGAGCUCCAGAAAGUCAGUUACUCACUCAAAUCGUCCGAUUCCUCUACUGAUCAGUCAACUGUAAGUCACUGCAACUAUCUGUAUUUCAACAAAUCACUGAGUCAAUUGAACAGUUAUUUGGCGAUCGAUGAAGAGAAAAACAUGACUAUGAGAUCUGAAAUGCUUGACUGGCUCCAAACUGAAAGGCCCAAAAUUGCGAGAUGUCUGUAUUCGUUGAAGUUAGACAAGGGAUUGGACACAGAAAACGCGAACAAUUGCUUGAUGAUUCUGGUGAAUAUGAACAGCAUCUCUGAGAUGCUUAAUCCAUCCAUUAACUUUUUCACUUCAGAUCCAUUUCGAAGCUCGGGGAGAAGUACCGUCGCUUUACUUUUCUCGGAUCGAGAAUUCGUGGAUACAGUGUGUAUUUUUGGCGUGCAGUUUAUUUUCUUGCUGUUUUUGGUUUGUAUUCUUUUACGUGUUUGGUGAUAAAUAAGCUGAUUAUUCAAAUUAUAA
This is a messenger RNA of Solanum verrucosum, 888 nucleotides long. RefSeq lists its product as uncharacterized. The record is from RefSeq and is a predicted model, not a curated record. The transcript has a single exon. NCBI's taxonomy places the organism in Eukaryota, Viridiplantae, Streptophyta, Magnoliopsida, Solanales, Solanaceae. Bases 43 to 861 code for a protein of 272 amino acids.